UAUGAUCGGAGAGGAACUGCGCUUCAGGUUGGAAGCGGUGCGAUCAUGGCCGAGCGAGUCCAGCAGCCCCCAGCCAAGCGGCUCUGCUGCAGGCCCGGCUACAACCCGGCAUGCAGACAGGGGCAGCGGGCUGGAGGAGUCCUGUGUGGCGGCGCGGGGUCCGCUCCGGGAGGGUCGGGGACUGGAAAAACGCACAACCCCGAGUCGUUGCUCGAUAUCGCGGCACGUAGAGUCGCUGAGAAGUGGCCGUUCCAGAGGGUGGAGGAGCGGUUCGAGAGGAUCCCGGAGCCCGUCCAGAGGAGGAUCGUAUACUGGUCAUUCCCAAGAAGCGAGAAGGAGAUCUGUAUGUAUUCCUCUUUCAACGCCGGAGGAGAGGAAAGUGGAACUAGCGGGGACAAUAAUGACGAGACCCAGCUGCCUUUCCUACGGGGUGUCACUCUGCUAGAGGGUGGCUGGGUGGACAACGUAUUGCAAGUCGGUUUCCACCUCAGCGGCACAGUGACGGACCCCGCCACGCCCUCAUCCCCUGAACUCGUCUGCAGCGUUAGCGUCAGCUUCGAUCGCUGCAAGAUCACAGCGGUGACAUGCACCUGCGGCAACAAAGACAUCUUCUACUGCGCCCAUGUAGUGGCGCUGUCGCUAUACAGAGUACGGAAGCCCGAGCAGGUCAAACUGCACCUGCCUAUCUCAGAAACCCUGUUCCAAAUGAGCAGAGAUCAGCUGCAGAAGUUCGUCCAGUAUCUGAUCUCAGUUCACCACACAGAAGUUUUACCCACCGCACAGAAACUGGCCGAUGAGAUUCUGUCCCAGAACUCGGAGAUCAACCAGGUCCAUGGGGCCCCCGACCCCACGGCAGGAGCCAGCGUGGAUGACGAAAACUGUUGGCAUCUGGAUGAAGAGCAGGUUCAGGAGCAAGUCAAGCUCUUCCUGUCGCAGGGAGGCUACCACGGCUCGGGCAAGCAACUCAACCUGCUCUUCAGCAAGGUGAGGGAGAUGCUGAAGAUGCGUGACUCCAACGGAGCGAGGAUGUUAACACUGAUCACAGAACAGUUCAUGGCCGACCCUCGGCUGGCGCUGUGGAGACAGCAAGGCACCACCAUGACCGACAAGUACAGACAGCUCUGGGACGAGCUAGGAGCCCUGUGGAUGUGCAUUGUACUGAACCCUCACUGCAAACCAGAGCAGAAGUCCUCGUGGCUGCGCCAGCUGCGCAGAUGGAACAGCGUGGACGUCUGCCCCUGGGAGGAUGGUAACCACGGCAACGAGCUGCCCAACCUCACCCACUCACUGCCUCAGGGUGCCCAUGGCAACCAAGAAAUGCGUCCUCAUCGGACCGUGUUCACUCGGGCCAUUGAGGCCUGUGACCUGCACUGGCAGGACCGACACCUCCAGCACAUCAUCGCCAGUGACCUCUAUGCCAACUACUGCUACCAUGACAACCAGGAGGGCUCCCUCUUUGACUCACGUGGCUGGCCCUUGUGGCACGAACACGUCCCAACAGCCUGUGCGAGAGUGGAUGCCCUACGUUCUCACGGUUACCCAAGAGAAGCCCUCCGAUUGGCCAUCGCUGUAGUGAACACGUUACGGCGGCAACAACAGAGGCAACUGGAGCACUUCAGACGACACAAGAAAGAGUUGCUCCACAAAGGCCACACUUCCAUAACAAACAUGGAGGGCUGGGUGGGACACCCCCUGGAUCCCAUUGGCACCCUGUUCAGCACCCUAACAGAGUCAGGGAGAGCGGGAGAAGAGGGCGCCAACACCUGCUUAGACCUCUCAGAUUGCUCCAGUGUCGUAAGCCGAGCAGACCUUCAGCGAAUGCCUGUGCAGCGAUUGUUAGGAGAUGGGGAAUCAUACGUGGCGCUGGCGGUGGAGACGGCUCUGAUCGGCUUAGGCCAGCAGCGGGUGAUGCCGGAUGGGCUUUAUGCUCAAGAGAAGGUGUGUCGUAAUGAAGAGCAGCUAUUGGCUAAGCUGCAGGAAGUGGAACUGGAUGACUCUCUGGUCAAAAUCUUCCGUAAACAGGCCGUCUUUCUGUUAGAAGCUGGUCCGUACUCUGGCCUCGGAGAGAUCGUCCACAGAGAGAGUGUCCCCAUGCACACCUUCGCCCGCUAUCUCUUCACCUCUCUCCUACCUCACGACGCUGAACUGGCGUACAAAAUUGCACUGAGAGCCAUGAGGUUGCCGGUGUUGGAGUCGACGGCCUCAUCCGGUGACCUGUCUCGACCCCACCACAUCGUGUCCGUGGUGCCCAACCGCUAUCCGCGCUGGUUCACCCUGAGCCACAUAGAGUCUCAGCAGUGUGAGCUGGCCUCCACCAUGCUCACUGCAGCCAAAGGUGACAGUCGCAGGCUGGAGACGGUCCUGGAGUCCAUCCAGAAAAACAUCCACUCCUCGUCUCACAUCUUCAAACUGGCACAAGAUGCAUUCAAGAUUGCCACUCUGAUGGACAGCCUGCCUGACAUCACACUUCUCAAAGUUUCUCUGGAGCUAGGACUGCAGGUGAUGAGAAUAACUCUGUCCACGUUAAACUGGAGGAGAAGAGAGAUGGUGCGCUGGUUAGUCACAUGUGCCACUGAAGUUGGUGUGUAUGCACUGGACAGCAUCAUGCAGAGCUGGUUCACCCUCUUCACCCCCACAGAGGCCACCAGCAUCGUGGCCACCACCGUUAUGUCCAACAGCACUAUAGUCCGCCUCCACCUGGACUGCCACCAGCAGGAGAACCUGGCCUCGUCUGCCCGCACCCUGGCCCUGCAGUGUGCCAUGAAGGACCCCCAGAACUGCGCCCUCUCUGCCCUCACACUCUGUGAAAAGGACCACAUUGCCUUCGAGACAGCCUACCAGAUUGUACUGGACGCAGCAGCAACGGGGAUGAGCUACACGCAGCUUUUCACCAUAGCACGCUACAUGGAGCAUCGCGGUUACCCGAUGAGGGCGUACAAGCUAGCAACGCUAGCAAUGGCUCACCUGAACCUUAGUUACAACCAGGACACACACCCAGCCAUCAAUGACGUGCUGUGGGCCUGCGCACUCAGCCACUCAUUAGGGAAAAACGAGUUGGCAGCUGUUAUCCCCCUUGUGGUGAAAAGUGUGAAGUGUGCCACUGUACUCUCUGACAUUUUGCGGCGGUGCACGCUGACCACGCCGGGCAUGGUGUCGGCGUUGCACAGUCGCAGGAACUCUGGGAAGCUGAUGUCCCUGGACAAGGCGCCGCUCAGGCAGCUGCUGGACGCAACCAUCGGGGCCUACAUCAACACCACACACUCACGGCUCACACACAUCAGCCCGCGCCACUACAGCGAGUUCAUCGAGUUUCUGGGGAAAGCCCGGGAGACUUUCAUGAUGGCUCACGACGGACACAUUCAGUUCACACAGUUCAUAGACAACCUGAAACAGAUCUACAAGGGCAAAAAGAAACUAAUGAUGCUGGUGAGGGAGAGGUUUGGCUGAGGGUGAGGCUCCCCUCCCGCUCUAGUACUUUUCUAUUAACUUGAGUCUGCCUUUUGAACUUCUUUUGGACGUAUAAAAUAGACAAGUAAAAAGAGGGAUGUGACUUGUAGAAUGAAGCAAAAGAGAAAGGAAAAGAUGACAAAAAAAUCAACAGAGCCACAUGCGGUAUUAUUGUUCUUGCUGUUGUUAUUGUUAUAAACAUUAUUACUAUUAUUAUUAUUAAUAAUAUUAUUACUACUAUGUGUACAGAAGUGUUUUUAUUUUUCAGAAGAGAGGAAAUUUGUCAUGUUGUGAAUGUUGUGCGUAUUUCUCUACAUGUGUGCGAGAGGAAAAUGAAAAGUGAAAUGGCUUUUUUAAAGUUUUUGUUCCUUUUAUUUUUAUGAUUUAAACAUCUUUUUUCCCUUUUUCAGUGUAUAUUGAUUUAAAAGUUGUCAAGUGGCCGAAGCCCUUCUGCAAAAGCGCUCAUGUAAAAACAAGAAGUUGAAAAAGAAAACUCUGCAUCCUCAAAGAGAAACUAAGGCUUUAAACCACACGGAGCACCUCCCUCUGCCCAGGCCCUCACUGUUAGGGUGCUGGGCAGCACUGCACAGCUUAGCUUGGCUCAGCUCAGCUUGGGUUAGCACUGACAGAAAGCAGCCAUCAGCAUUUCUUUAGACAUAGCAGUAACAGCAGCAGCACUUGAGCAGCCAUUAGUUUUCUCUGGGUCGCAGCUAUUUACUGUUUGCACACAACAGCCAUUUUCCUCUGAUGUCAUGAGCAAGCUCUGAGGUCAAAUGCAUCAUUUGUUUUUCUACUGUUUUCCUGGUUUUAAAGUCAUACUUUAUACACAUUAAUAUGCAAAUGAAAAAAAGAGAGAAACUGAACAAAAUUUACAGGUAAAACUGCAUUUUUAAUCAUCUAUAACUACCAAUAAAUAGCUAGUUAGCGUUCAACUUCUUGGUAGCUAUAAUAAACACUUAGAGCUAUGUUGGCUAAAAAUUCAAGCCUCUCCUAUACAUUGCAUUACACUUAUAAAUGUAAGAACAAUUUUCAGCUACUUCCAGGCUUAUGGUUUUAUUAUUCAAUUAGCAGCUACUUGCUAACAUUAGUUUUGGCUAGCCUCAGGUAGCUGUGUAGCAUUCUUACAUUUGAAAACAACCAGUUCUAGCUUUAACCAAUUGUUAGCUUUAAUAAACAUCUAGUCUUGUCAUAAGUAACUGUUAUUUAAAGUAAGAAAAUCAACACUCUUAUUGUGUAACACUAACAAAUGUUAUCAAAACUUUUAGCAUCCUCCUAGCUAAAGGUAACAUCUUAGAAGGGAAUGCUUGCAAUUGUUUUUAUCUACCCAUAGCUAAUUGCACAUCAGUUCUACAACUUUUUGGCAGAAGCCAAUAUAAGUAUUCAAACACUUACUAGGCAAAUCUCUGCCAAUGUUAUGCAAACUAGUAUUUGACCCUUUCUGUUAUCAUCUGUAACACUGCCUAUUGUAGUUUUAAGUAACUUCCCAGCUAAUGGGGAAAUACACUGCUAAUGCUAUACCUUCAGCGUUAACCUUAAGUGAUACUUUAUCAACUCAAUAUCAUCUUAACAGCUGGACAACAGCUAAUGCUAGCAUUCAACCUUUCAGCUAAAUAAAUAUCUAGCCAAUGUUGUAGCUAGAAAGUUAAACCUGUCUUCCUAGCUAACUGCUGUAUGACCUCGAAGAGGCAGGAUGCUAUGAUCAGCAUAAUGAUUGCUAUAAUUUUUCUUGUUUAACAGUUAAAUUAUUCUACCAUUUCUACCACUUGAUAACAGCAUAUACUGGCAUUUGGCCAACAUUUGCCUAGCUAUGAUAUAGUAAAAGUACAGCUAUUGAGUGUAACCGUACUAAACUGUAAAGAAGCUUUCAACAACUUCCCAACAUUACCUCUGGAGUGGCUGAUUGCUAACAUUAGCUCUAAUUCUAAUUGAUAUUUCAUCAACUCAAUGUCAUUUUUACAUUUAGACAAGAGCUAAUGCUAGCAUUCAGCCUCUCAGCAAAAUAAAUUCCUAGCUAAACGGCUUUGUCAAUUCUUGGUUAACUGGUAAGCGAUUCUACCAUUUCUACCACUUAACAACAGAGUAUAGUGGUAUUUGGCUAAGUAAUUAGCUUGUAAUAGUAUAGCCUUAGAGUGUUACAGAACUGUAAAGCUUUCAACAACUUCCUAGCAUUGCCUCUAGAGUGGCUGAAUGCUUACAUUAGCUUGUCAAACCUUGGUUAAUUAUUGAUUAAUGCCAACAUUUCAACCACUGCACAACAGUUUAUGCUAGCAGUUGGUCUCUUGCUAGCUAAUAAAUCCCCAGCCAAUGAUAUAGCCAGAAAUUAAAGUCACUAUAGCUUUUGAGUGUCACAGUACUAAACUGUAUAGAAUGUCUUACAUAACCUCGAGUGGCUGAAUGCUAACAAACCUUUGUCCAGCCUUUGCUAAUCAAUUGUUAUCACCACGCAACAGCAGCUAAUGUCAAUAACCACUUGCCUGCUAAAUUAAUACCUAGCUAAUGCUAAAGCAAGAAAUUUGAGCCUCUUGUCAGGGUUUUAAGAGCAUCCUAGCAAAUCUAGUACCGUGUAUGUAACUAUAUGCUAACAUCAGCUGUUUUCUAGCUGUCAAAAGGUUGUUGUAACUCAGAAAAAUAGCAGGACUUCUCUUACUGAUCAAUCCAGAAGUGGCAGAUACAUGUAUACAAAUUGCAACAUAGCAGUUUCACAUUUUAUCAGCCUUUGAGCAUCCCAUCCUGGGUUUGACAUUUUAGGACAAUUGCUGUUGUGUGGUUUUGGUCAAUUUACUUCAUUACACAACUAUGCUCUUAGUAAACUUGUGUUGUUAUUGUUGUAAUCCUCCAUCUCCAUAAAGAGUACAUGUUAAAGACAGAGUGAAGUGUGCCGGCUACAGAUAAUGAGUAUUAUUGUUACAUUAAUGUAAUGAAGUACAGCUGUGAUUUCUGACAGCCUUAGUUUGGCCGUUACAGAUGAAUUCCCCAACUUUGUUGAUACCCAGAGGGAGAAGACUACCUCAUGAUACGGUAUUGAACCUGCUCCCAUUUUUUUGCGAUCAUGAUAUUUAUCACCUAUAAUAGCUGACAGUGUUAAUUAAACAGGAGAUCCACUAGCGUGACCAAGGUUAUGAGGAGAAGUGGAGUCUAAUUCCUGCUGAGGUGUUUUUACACUCGGCCCUGCUGUUCAUCACCGCUCCAGCAUUGGUACUUACACCCCGAAAAAAAUUGGCUCUAACACACUAGGAUGAGUACGUUAGUCCCCUUGUCAUCAUUACAGCCACCAUUGUAUUUUCAGACUAGGCCAGUGUCAUUUCCCUCUGUGCAUGUGAAUCAUAGAAAUUAGACUUUCUACUGUUAUAGUUCAUUGUGUGGAAACUUCAGUAAUUGUCAACCAGAACGUUCUCAGGGAUUUCUCUACACAGGAAAAAAAGGCGGAACAAAUGAACGACUGACUACAGGAAAAAAGACAAAAACACAACACAAACAUGAGCGAGCAUUUAUUGUACUCUGUAUAUAUGCCAUAGUAUAUGUCUGAAUAUGGAGGAUCUGAAAGUAUAUGUUAACUAAUUUAUACAGAGUAUUCUAUGUAAUGUGAAAUACUUGAAGCCGCUGUAGUUUGCUCUCUCUCUCGCUCUUUUUCUCUUUUUUGUCUUCUUUUUUUUCUCUUUUGUUGAAAAACAGAACAUAUCAGAAGGACUGGACUGACCUUGUUGACGGCUUUUUGGACUCGUACGUUCAUACUUGAGCAGCUGGAUCCUGCAGGUUGAGUCUGAUUGUGAUGUGGGAGAAAACAUUGUUCAUUCCUGCUGACUAAGAAAGUGGAUGGAGGUAGACUACUUCAAGUUUGAAAACACAAUACAGGAUUUCUUCAAGUACUUAAUCAUGCAUGUAAGCUCUUGCACUAGCCUGGAUUCCCAUAGGAUCCUAUGGGGGGAAUACUAUAAUAAUGCGCUUUAUACAGGAGCUAACUGGAGAUAAAUCUGGUUUAAAAUAUCAUGUAUUAUGUGUCCAGCCUUACAUGCAUUUAAGGACAUCUCCUGGCGGAAGUCUGUCUCUUUUUGCAGUAAUAAAACCCUCAUUAAAUUAACUUUAUCGCUGUGCAACUCAACAAAACUUUGGCAAUUAUGCACAGGUUCAAACUAGCUAAGAUUAAAAAAGCGAGUCUCCUCAGUUCUCCCUUUCAUUCACAGCAGAAUUUCCAGCGUCUCAUCUGCGAUGUUCAGCUGUUCUAUCAUUACUUGCCUUUAUUACCUUCUUCAUAUGUCUGAUUUUUCUUUUUUUCUGUGCAUCUUUCUUUUUCUAUCUCGUGUUCAUUAAAGAUAAAAGCAGCCUUUUCUCUUGCCUUGUCUUAACGCUUUAAAGUAACCAAACAGGAGAUCUGUCUAACAACCAAACGCGUUCUAAGAGGUGAGAGACGACCCACCUUUGGUCCCAGCUUUAGUGUCCUUAAUUAGUAAGUGAAUGGCUGUGUAACUCAUGCUUUAACAAGCAAUUCCUCACGUGUGUUUGGUGAAAAAAUACGUUGUCCAGUGUCUCUUGUUCUCUUCAGAAACAAUUUCCUCUGAGUCUUUCUAGCUGUUUUAUUUUAUUUUUUAUUUUUUGUUUCGUUUGUGUAGGAAUCUUCUGCUCUCCCAUUUUAUUUAUUACAAUGACCCAUGUAUACAUGCUUAUGAAAUUAAGAUUUGAUACACCGAUAUCAAUUUAUUUAUGUAACUAAAUCACUGUUUUAUA
Cheilinus undulatus (humphead wrasse) is the source of this 8169-nucleotide messenger RNA. Its product is annotated as zinc finger SWIM domain-containing protein 6. NCBI's taxonomy places the organism in Eukaryota, Metazoa, Chordata, Actinopteri, Labriformes, Labridae. Gene Ontology annotation, cellular component: Cul2-RING ubiquitin ligase complex. The record is from RefSeq and is a predicted model, not a curated record. Gene Ontology annotation, molecular function: zinc ion binding. The transcript is spliced from 14 exons. Bases 46 to 3447 code for a protein of 1133 amino acids.